AUCUAUACGAAGAAGCUUAAGACAUCACCAUGGAUCAAAGAAGUAUAACUUGAAGAGUGAGGGGAAAAAAACCACAUUAAUCGAUCAGAUUUAGAUUUAUUUUCACAUCUCGUGGUAAUUUAAUAUGAUGGUGAUUUAAUAUUGCUGCUUUUUGUAAAAAAAAAUGUAUCGUCUGAUUUAGAAGAGACGUUAUUUCGUACAAUUGAGAAGGAUUAUGACAAUGGACAGAGUAAUGAAAAUAUAGAACCAACGAAUCAAAAGAAAUCUUUAAAAAAAUUAUACUGAAUAAUUCGUUAAUUUUUGCUGUUUAUCUACAUACUUCUAUCAUGUACACUUGCGGCUGGAAGGAAUUGAUUAAAAAUAAUGACAGUUAUAAGUAUGAACCUAAAGCCAUUGAAAAACAACACUGUGCAACCAGAGUAUGUUUUGUGCAAAUGGCUUUUGAUCAUGACGAGGAAUGCUUGGUUGUAACAGAUACUAAAGGAUACUUACAUUGUGUCGAGUUGUCUGAGAAUCCAUGUUAUAAGAUAUUAGGAAAGAUUGGACGAGCUACUUUCUUAGCAUUUAAUCCUAUAUACAUAGGGGAGAUACUAAUAGGACUUGAUACAGGUGAUAUAAAGAUUUGGAAGCUUCAUACAAAUAUUGAUGAGUUUUGUUUAUUAUCCGGUCAUAAAUUAGCACCAAUACAUGUUUCCUUUUACAAACAACAUUGUCUGACAAGUUCUCGAAACGAAGUGAUAAUAUGGGAUCUACAAUCCUAUAGCAAAGGUCAUCAAUUGAAAGUUAAAGUACAAAAUGUUAUAAUCAAGAAAGCUGCCUUUUCAAAUGCGGGUCACAUUGUUGUGUUAUAUCAUAAUGACACUAUGCAAGCUUGGACAUUUAAACAGUUGCAUAAGGACACCAAAAUUGAUACAAAAAUAUUUGGAACACGUUAUAUCAAAGAUUUUGUCUUUACAAAAGAUGGAAGAGCUAUGAUAAUGGCUGGUGCAAGAAACGUACUUAUUCUUAAUACAUAUGAUUGGAGUUUAUUAAAGAAACUAUGUUUGCCUAAGAAUUUUGUUGAAGCUAAACAAUUAUCUGUUGUUCCAUGGCCUUUGGAUGGUGGAGCGAAUAAAAUCCUUGCAUUUCUAUCUUCGAAUUGCGUUCUUCAAUUUUGUGACAUAAACGCAUCAGUCUUUCUUGAAACGCCUAUUCUUAUUAGUAAAAUUAAAAAGUUUAUAGUUUCGUCUGCUGGUAAAUAUAUAGCACACAUAGAUCAGGAAGGUUGUUUAUAUAUAACAUAUGUAAACAAAAUAAUUUACAAAAAAAUUAGUACUCAACCUGACAAGCCAUUAGAAUUACAUAGAAUAUCCGCGCACAAAAUAAGCGAUCAUUUGGAAUGUAUUAGACAAAGCAUAAAACGAGAAUUAAAUAUGAAACGAUUAAUGUGUAUUUUAAAAGAAUUCGGGGAAUAUCCGGAAAAAUAUCGUACAUUAAUUUGGUCUACUAUUUUAAAGUUGCCAGGUAAUAAAAAUGCUUAUAUUGCCUUGGCAAGUAAGGUAACGCGUGGAAAGUUUGCAUCAAAUACUUUAAAAAACUUUCCCUUAGCAGACAAAAGUAAGGCAUCAUUGUUAGCCAUGACAAUGGAUUGCUUGCUGCAAUGGUGUCCUCUAUUGAUACAAAGUCCAUUUCUUCCCAAUUUGAUUUUUCCAUUUCUUAUGGCAUUUCAGAAAGAUCCUCUACUUGCCUUUGAAUUGAUUUUAAGUAUAUUAUUAAAUUAUUGCCAAAAGUGGUUUGAAUAUCAUCCUUUGCCACCAUUGAAUAUUUUGGGGAUUAUUGAAAAUAUUUUUCUAGAAGCUGAUCCCAUAUUACUAAACCUUUUUUGCGAAUAUGGAAUUACAAGUAGUGAAUAUGCAUGGCCAUUACUUCAAACAGCAAUGAGUGAAGUAUUAUCGGGAGAUGAAUGGUUGAUUUUAUGGGAUCAUUUAAUAUCUUUUCAAAAGCCUUCUCUAUUGUUAAUGUGUGUCGCUGCAUACAGCAUCUCUUUAAGAGAAAAUAUAAUUUCAUUAAUAAAGUCAUCUGGAGAUAUUAAAACACUCUACAGCACUCAAAGCCAUAUUAGAGCCAAAGAUUUAUUAAAAAUUGCGAGAAGAUUAGAUCGAGAAAUAUCAAAAAGAUUGCAUCCUGAUUGUUACUUAAAGGAUAAACUGUUGCAAUUGAAUCAUAGUGGACCCUAUCUUUCCUUUAUAUCCAAAGAGUAUCCAAAAUUCCUUAUCGAAAAUUUCAAUAUUGCAGAUUUGGAAAAAUUAAAAAUGCAAGAACAAAAUUUGCACAAGUAUCGUAAAAUUACAGAUUUGCUUGAAAAGAGGAGAUUACAUGCAGAAACCAAGGCUUUUGCAAAGCAAAUUCAUGAAACAAGAAUGAAUGAAGUACAAAAAUGCUUUCAAGAUCAUGUUAAUGAUCUAAAUUGGGAAUGGGAAACAUUCUUACCAAAUAUAGAAAAAGAUCAAUUUCGUUAUCACUUGUGUAAAAAUUCUAAUUUGCCAAUUGAAAAAAUGCAAAAAUGUAAAUGCAUGAGUAGAGAAGAUAUAAUUCCAAAUUUUGAAGAUACCAACUCAAAAAAUUAUAAAAAGUUGCAGCAAGAUGUAACAAAACUCGAGUAUGAAGUAGAAAAUUUCUUGGAUUCGUUGAGAUUUCAUAGAUCAGAAUCUAAAAUUAAUUAAAACUAUUUUUAGAAUGCAAAAAUCAUUUAAGAUUUCUGUUCGCUUUUCGUCAUUAUUAUCUCAGAUUAUGAUGUUAGAAGCGAGAAAAUAUAUAAUAAAAAUUCUUGCGGGAUAUAUCAAAAUGGAAAUAUAUUUCAAUAAAGCAAUACAAGCGGUUUGUAAAACAUAUCGAAAACUUUCCUUUUGUUUUAUUAAUAAAUAAUAUAUAAACAAGUUUGGAAAUGAAUUUUGUAUAAUUAAAAACGAAAUGAGCUAAGUUCAUAGCU
Pogonomyrmex barbatus (red harvester ant) is the source of this 2968-nucleotide messenger RNA. RefSeq names its product TBC1 domain family member 31. Gene Ontology annotation, cellular component: ciliary basal body. Lineage: Eukaryota; Metazoa; Arthropoda; Insecta; Hymenoptera; Formicidae. Gene Ontology annotation, biological process: cilium assembly. Gene Ontology annotation, molecular function: protein binding. The record is from RefSeq and is a predicted model, not a curated record.